This is a messenger RNA of Tribolium castaneum (red flour beetle), 4650 nucleotides long. RefSeq names its product Eag-like K[+] channel (gene Elk). The coding region runs from base 458 to 3526 and encodes 1022 amino acids. Lineage: Eukaryota; Metazoa; Arthropoda; Insecta; Coleoptera; Tenebrionidae. The record is from RefSeq and is a predicted model, not a curated record. Gene Ontology annotation, molecular function: voltage-gated potassium channel activity. Gene Ontology annotation, biological process: potassium ion transmembrane transport; regulation of membrane potential. The transcript is spliced from 15 exons. Gene Ontology annotation, cellular component: plasma membrane.
GAGAGACUUCAAAGAAAAAAACGACAAGCUAUAGACUCGAUACAAAGAUGUGAAAUGACAUUUAAAUCAUCUCUUUACUGAUCAGGAAACAUUAUUUUGCUCAAAAAGUUUGAGAAAUGUCUGAAAUCACACUUUUGAAAAAUUUGCCAAGAGUGCUUUGACUUCGCUGCUUUUGACAGUUGUCACCGCGCGAGAUUGUCACAGUCGGUGUUGUUGUUGUUGUUAUCUCUCAGAAAAUCAAACGAAACUAGUGAUUAGUCGUGCUGGUUGGUUCAAAAGAAAUGGGACACAUGUUUUGUGAAAUGUUUGUGAAAUUUGAAAGUUCGGGCGCGCGUGGGCUGUGAUUUGGCGCGGUGGUUAUGGAGAUAACUCGGGGAAAAACCGGCUCAAAAGACUGUUUUACACACAUUUUUCAAUUUGAGAAAGGGCUUUUCUAUUUCGGUGUUGUCGCGGUCCAAUGCCGGCACGAAAAGGGCUCCUAGCUCCUCAAAACACCUUUUUGGACACUAUUGCAACACGUUUUGAUGGAACACACAGCAACUUUGUCUUGGGAAAUGCUCAAGUUCCAUCGUUAUAUCCAAUUGUAUACUGCUCGGAUGGUUUCUGCGAACUCACGGGUUACGCUCGAGCUCAAAUCAUGCAAAAGGGAUGUGCGUGCAAAUUUUUGUACGGCCCGGAAACUAAAGACGAACACAAAGCUCAAAUAGACAAGGCCCUUGAAUCAAAAAUCGAGCUUAAAUUAGAAGUCAUAUUUUACAAAAAAAAUAGCACACCAUUUUGGUGCUUAUUGGAUAUCGUACCUAUAAAAAAUGAAAAAAGAGAAGUGGUCCUUUUUCUGGCAUCACACAAAGACAUAACGAACACAAAAAUGGCUGAAAUGUCAGAGUCCGAAUUAUACGACAGUGCAGCCGUUCUUGGAGCUCGCUUCCGAAGUGCUGACCCUUGCCUCCUUGCAGACGCCAAUGGUAACCUCGAUCCAGAGGUUCCUCCAACAAAUUAUAGACGAAGACGUUCAAGAGCCGUCUUGUAUCAGCUUUCAGGACAUUACAAACCUGAGAAGACAAAAAGUAAAUUAAAACUGAAUAAUAAUUUGUUGAGUUCCACUCCAGCACCUUUGCCAGAGUAUAAGACUUCAGCAAUAAAAAAAAGUAGAUUUAUUAUAUCGCAUUAUGGUAUGUUCAAAAAUGGAUGGGAUUGGCUUAUAUUAAUGGCCACAUUUUAUGUUGCUGUUGUUGUCCCUUACAAUGCUAGUUUUCUCAAUUCUGAAAGGCCGUCAGUCAUCAUGGACGUCAUAGUUGAAGCACUCUUUUUUAUAGAUAUAUUAUUAAAUUUUCGAACAACUUAUGUCAAUAGAAAAGGAGAAGUUGUAUCCAACUGGAAAGCAAUAUCUCUGAACUACUUGAGGACCUGGUUUAUCGUCGAUAUGCUUGCUGCACUGCCAUUCGAUUUACUAUAUGCACUGUAUGGUGAAGAGAAAUCGAGCCCCUUUCGACCUCAUCUUAUCAAGUUAACGCGGCUUCUUCGCUUGGCCAGACUUCUUCAAAAAAUGGAUCGCUAUUCGCAAUAUAGUGCAAUGAUUUUAACUUUACUUAUGCUUUCAUUUACUUUAGUGGCACAUUGGUUAGCUUGCAUAUGGUAUGUGAUCGCUGAAAAAGAGAUAGAAAGCGAAUUAGGUUGGAUUCACACGUUAGCGGAAAGAUUAAAACUUCCCGACGUAGCCAACGUCUCUAAAACGGAUGCGUACGUUACAGCUCUCUACUUUACUUGCACGAGUUUAACUAGUGUUGGUUUUGGUAAUGUGAGCGCAAAUACUACAAGCGAAAAAAUUUUUAGCAUAUGUGUAAUGUUAAUUGGUGCUCUUAUGCAUGCUGUCGUUUUUGGAAAUGUCACCGCUAUUAUACAAAGGAUGUACUCUAGACGGUCUCUCUACCAAACCAAGUGGAGGGAUCUGAAGGAUUUCUUUACGUUGCAUUCAAUACCAAAAGAACUGAAGCAACGAAUGCAAGACUAUUUUCAGACUACUUGGUCCCUUAAUCAUGGUAUAGAUAUCCACGAGACUUUAAAAGAAUUUCCUGAAGAGUUACGGGGCGACGUAUCCCUGCAUCUUCAUAGAGAAAUUUUACAGUUGCCAAUAUUUGAAGAAGCUUCUCAAGGAUGUCUUAAACUUCUUUCGUUACACAUUAGGAACAAUUUCUGUGCACCGGGCGAGUACUUAAUUCACAAGGGAGACGCUUUAAACUAUAUUUAUUAUAUUUGCAACGGAUCUAUGGAAGUUGUUCAAGAUGAUAUGGUGGUUGCUAUUCUUGGCAAAGGUGAUCUUGUCGGAAGUGAUAUCAAUCUUCAUCUGCAGCAUCCCUCCAGCGGUCCACCUCCAGACAUUUCUCGAAUUGGUACUCCAGCUGAUAUUAUCAUUAAAUCAAGUAGUGAUGUGCGUGCACUUACUUACUGCGAUUUAAAAUGCGUUCAUAUGCAAGGAUUAGUAGAUGUACUUAGAUUGUAUCCGGAAUAUCAGAAGCAAUUUGCCAACGACAUUCAGCAUGAUUUAACAUUUAAUGUCAGAGAAGGAUACGAAGUCGAGCAAGAAUCGGAUGCUAAUGGACUUCCAUCACUAACGCUGCCCAGUAUAAGUGAAGAUGACGAAAUCUUGCACGAGGAAAGAGAAACGUCGUCUUUAUCUCUCAACAGAUCUCCCUUACAUGCCGUUAAAAAUAUUCCUCCACAAACCAAAUACAGUAUGGCGUUACCAGAGUUUCAGGAAAAUAUCGUGCCAAGAAAUCGUUCUCGUUUAGGCGGCAUAGCAACAAAUCACUUGGCAAUGUUACGAGAACGCGUUGAACGUCAAAGAAGUGUUGUGUUGCCACCGCAAACCAAAACAAAUUCCCUUGAAGAUGUCAAUUGUUUAUUGAAUAGUAGUGUUGAAAAUGCCAGAAAUAGUGUCGAUAGUUUAGAUAAUCAAAUUGCAACUCUUUACCAAAACGUAACAACUCUUAGUACGGAGGUUCGAAAUGCAAUUCAGACGCUUCAGGAAAUGACAAUAUCGUCGUUAUACGGUGGUUCUGUUAAUUAUUCUGCUCAUUCGAAUCCCAAUCUGCAUCAUACUGGCUCUGGAAUAGGAAGUUUAGCUAGAAGCACUUCACAUCCACCAGAAAUAUUCUACUGGGAAGACUCUUCAUCUCCGCCUUUGACGUUUCGACCCUUCUCUGUGUUUAUUGAUAAAGAAACACAAACAGAUGAUGAACUUUUACAGAUAUUUGUAAAACAGAAUGAAUUAAAAUUUCUUAAAAUGUUAGGACUAGAUCAUCAAAUAUAUUUAGGAAAAACUUCGAUCCGGAAAAGCUAUAGUGUUCCAGACGAUAAACAACUAAAUAUUCAAAACAGUUGUUGUCCGUUAAGAGCAGUUACAGUUACCGAUGAUAAUGAUGAAGAAAAGGAUGAAACGUGUCCUUUUCUCUGGAAUCAAAAUUCAAACCAAUCCCAACUUUCUGGAAAUUUUCAACUUAAACACUCAUGUCAUUCUAAUAUUUAAGACGAUUUUUUGGCAACGGCAAUUCUUAUUUCAGAAAAGUUACCAACAAACAAACGACGAGUUACUAACUUGUCAUUGAGUUAUUUUAAUAUUUUGGACAAAAAUCCUCAAAUAUGUCAAUCUUUAUUUUUUAACAAAAGUCCGUUAAGAUAUUUGUUUUACAUGUGACGUCAUCUUGGGGCGAGUGAUGACGUUACUUAUGACUUUAUCAAGUGCAUAUGGGGAUCAUGUAAUAUCUAUUUUGGUAUCUUUUGUAUUCUCUUUUCAACCGUAGGUACCUGUAAGUUUAGGAUAUUGACUUUUGUAGUGUCUGCUGAAAAAAAUCCACUGAAUCUUAAAAACCAAUUAUAAUAAUCACACAGAAAUCUGAGUUUGUUAUGAAAAAUUAUUCAACACUUUAUCCAAGUUUAUUUGAUUUAUUUGUUUUUUUUUUAGUAGUAUGCUAUUCUUUUUUGUGUUUAUUAGAAUGUCGUUUCAGCUUUUUAUAUGUCCCUAAAAUUUUUUAAUUCGGUUUAGGAAUUACUGUUAACAAUCCUAACCCUGUUUAUUUUUAUAUCAUUCGAUACGGUAAUAAAAAAGCAACAUUUUUUGUUAUUACAACCCUUUCGAACACAUUUGGAGUUAUUUGUCAAAAACAUUAACUAAGUCAUUGACAGAAUGAGAUUUUAGUAAACAACACCAAAUGUGUUAAAAUCUACGUUACAGUGUGGGCUGAUAUUCCAUUGAAAACUAUUUUUUUAUGAUUGAAAAUAUAAUAUUAUCGCAUUAGUUUAUUGAAAAUUGUAGCUAUCAGAAAGAUAGUGAAGUGUACUAUCAAAGAUAUCAAGAACAAAUAUCGGUUGCCACGCCACAGAUGUUGCUGUUUAAAAAAAAAUUCAAAAAUUCAAAACCCGUUUUACAGAUAGUUAAGAAAUUUAUUUAAGCACCAUUUACUUUGCAAAUGUCAUAUUGUACAUAUGUUGUCAGUUGCCGGACGAAACGUUCUUUUGCUGUAAUAUUAGCUUUUGAACAGUUAUUGUUUAAUUAUAAUAAGUAAACUAGUUUAUCUUGAAACUCGCUCAAUGUAUAUUCUUAUUGUUGUGAUUUUGCAGGGGAUUACAAAAUAAAUCGUCUUUUACUAAUAA